Molecule: messenger RNA, 1084 nt
Organism: Linepithema humile (Argentine ant)
Lineage: Eukaryota; Metazoa; Arthropoda; Insecta; Hymenoptera; Formicidae
Source: RefSeq, a predicted model, not a curated record
ACCUUGGUAUGGUUACGAUAGACGAUAACCUUAUCUUUAUUUCACUUGGAUAAUCGCUAAUGGAAUUUAAAUGCUGGAACUAUUUAUAAAGCUCAAUUUUACAUCAAUUUUGAAAAUUAAAAAUUUCUACUCGAUUAUAAAACUCUAGAUGGAUAAUUAUCGAUAAAUUUUAGUGUCAUGAGGAGUGUGCCGAUUCAACGUGCAGUGCCGCAAAAUGUUAUGUCAUUUCAUAUAUCAAAACGAGAGAUGGACGAAUGCAAGCGAUUAAUUGUUUAUAAAGGCAAUGCGAUUUUCGAUGAUGUUAUUGUCAAGUUACAAAAUGUACUUAGGUAUGAUGAGAUUAGUAGAAGUGAAUUCAAAGCAUUUGCAGGGGAUAAUGUUGAAAAUAAAUGUAACAUAGUAAAACCAAUUAAUCUGAAUACAAGAGGUCUCAAUUCCUAUUUCGUCUCGGCUUACAUUGCAACGCUGUCAAAAUCAUACGUUUAUCGUAAGAGUGCUAUGAGCAUACUGAGAAAAUUUCAGGGAACAAGCAAUAGACCACUUGACAGCGAACAUGUACAGAUAAUAUUUAUAAGAUUGAAAACUCCAAGAAAGCAAUUUUUGGAUUAUAAAUGGAGCGAAAGAUUAAUGCAAAUGGUUCUAGAAAGACAAGAAGCUGAUCAUGCCAUGUCUUGGUUAUCCACGCUGGGAGGAGCGUUUUCUGCAUUGGGAGAAGAAUUUGAACACUGUGCUAAAAUGGCAGGCAAAAUUUCAGUGAGGCAAUUUGAAUUAGCAUUGCGUCUUGACAAUCCUCUCCUUGUUGCCCGUUGUAGACUUUACUCUGCAUUAAGCUUAAUUCAACGUGGUUGUUUUACCACUCCACAGCACAUGAUAAGGAGAAUCUACAAAUUUGCACUCAGAGAGAAAGAUGUGCGUCUGCAAAACAUGUGUCAGGGUGUAUGGGCCAAAUUGCAACAUAGUUACAAGCAAUACAAGCAGCAAAAGUCUGUAUCAUUCAGAACUUUGCGUAUAUCUUCAAAUGCAUAGAAAAUUUAAACUUUGUAUGUUUUGUAAGUAUGUUGAUAAUAUAGAUAUUUUCUAAGCA